GAGUUUAGGGUGGUAAAGGUGUGCGGGCGCGCGAGCGCAGACCUUCACCACUCGCCAGCCAUGUCGAAGAGAGGACGUGGAGCGUCGUCUGGCGGAAAAUUCCGCAUCUCCCUGGGUCUGCCAGUGGGGGCAGUGAUGAGCUGUGCAGAUAACACAGGGGCCAAGAACCUUUACAUAAUUGCCGUGCAAGGUAUUAAGGGUCGUCUUAACCGACUUCCUGCUGCUGCUGUUGGCGACAUUGUGGCAGCUACAGUGAAGAAGGGAAAGCCUGAGCUCAGGAAAAAGGUGCAUCCUGCUGUAGUUGUGAGACAGAGGAAGCCUUACCGCAGGAAGGAUGGCGUUUUCAUUUACUUUGAAGAUAAUGCAGGUGUUAUAGUUAACAAUAAAGGAGAAAUGAAAGGGUCGGCCAUCACUGGUCCCGUAGCAAAGGAGUGUGCGGACUUGUGGCCCAGGAUUGCCUCUAAUGCUGGCUCAAUUGCAUGAGUUUGACAAAUAAAGAAAAAAAUUG
Procambarus clarkii (red swamp crayfish) is the source of this 508-nucleotide messenger RNA. It is a transcript of the gene RpL23, whose product is annotated as ribosomal protein L23. The record is from RefSeq and is a predicted model, not a curated record. Gene Ontology annotation, cellular component: ribosome; cytosolic large ribosomal subunit. NCBI's taxonomy places the organism in Eukaryota, Metazoa, Arthropoda, Malacostraca, Decapoda, Cambaridae. Gene Ontology annotation, biological process: translation. Gene Ontology annotation, molecular function: structural constituent of ribosome; large ribosomal subunit rRNA binding.